Pseudo-nitzschia multistriata is the source of this 3363-nucleotide messenger RNA. The record is from the annotation of a GenBank genome assembly. Lineage: Eukaryota; Bacillariophyta; Bacillariophyceae; Bacillariales; Bacillariaceae.
CAGCCUCUUGCUUCCAUAUUGCGGCAGCCUUCUGUACGUACUCGUCGYACUUGCAAGGAUCCAUUGACCAGCAAUUUUGAUUGAUUGAUUGAUUGAUUGAUCGAUCGACCGAUUCAUUCCAUCCAUUUCCUCUCGACAGGAAAACCAGCACCAGAACUAGCACCAGAACCAAUCCAUCCAUCCACCCACACACCAUGAAUUCCGCACUCGAUCGGUGGGGAGCUUCCCCGUCUCCCUUACACGAGAACGACAAGGAGAACCUCCGCAAGGCAUCCAGAGGGAAUGAUUCCAAGAAGAAAAAGAAAGAAAAGAAGGCCCGGCAACCCAUGCAACCCCAGCAGCAGGCGCAGGGUACGCAGAACCUCAAACCGCUGCGAGCGAAUGCUCCCGCCGGAAUCGGCAAGAAGACCUCCGGGAGCACCAGCAGCGGUGCCAGCCACGACGGAAGCAGCAGCAUGGGGAGCCGGAGGCAGAGCGGCCCCGCGGCCAGGGCUCUCGGCGGUGCGGGGCUGAGCUCCGAGACAGAGGCCUCCCCCCCGGUCGACAGCGUCUUCCGCGAUCCCGCGGCCGAGCUGGAGAUGAACGAGGUCUCUACGAUGGCCGGGGACACCUACGCCGGGGUGGAAAUGGACGCCCGGGUGGCGGAGGCCGUCCCGCCCUUUGGCGUUUCCGGAGCGGCGGCGAGCGGGCCCCCCGAGAUGUUUGUCACCCCCACCAACCGGGACGACACCGACGAAUACGGAUACGAGGACCUGUACGGAUACAGCGAGGAUCGGGGCAAGAAACCGGAACACUUUCGCUUCGACGAGCGCAUCGAGACCAUCAGCCCGGUAUCCACCCAGCCGGAGACACCYGAGAAGGACGGCGACAUCGAAGGCGGCAACGAAGAGUGCGUUCCGCCCCUCUGCGAGGACAAGGAAUUCUCCCCCAAGAAGCAAAGGCGGUGGCGGUGCAUCAUUUGCGCCGGGUGCUGGCUGGCCUUUUUCUUGGUGGUGGGCAUUUCCAUGCUCGGGUACACCCUCUACGCGGUCCGCAACGAGGACAAGGGUGCCCUGUCCCUCUUCAGCAAGGAAUUCUGGGUCCGUGCCGGCGACGAAAUCCAGGACGCCCUCUUUUUCUGGCAGGACGACGAGGACGAGAACGAGAAGACAAUGGCCCCAACGCAGGACUUUUGGUUCGACGCAACGGAGACCUCCACCUCCUUCCCGGGCACCGAGUGGCCCACGAUGCCCCCCUCGACGGUCAGGGACGCGAUCGAAGCGGUCGUCCUCUCGGCAGCGGUCGACAGGGGGAUCGCCAGCAUCGUCGGGGCCGCCAUGAGCGAUCCUUMCUCGGUCCACUACUCCGUCGUGGACUGGCUCGCAAACGAUCCCAACCUCGAGUCCUACCCCGACGAGAAAAUCGUCCAGCGGUACGCCCUGGCGUGCUUCUACGAGCGCCUGGUCGGGGACAACGGCAACGACGCCGAAAGUCCCGUCGCCCCGGCGGUGCGGGACACCUGGGGGACCUACGGAGACGAGUGCACCACCUGGGCCAGCACCGAGCGGGCCAACAGCAACAACAACAACAACAGCGGUUCCACCAAGCAAACGUGCGACAGCGACGGGCUCGUGCGAUCGAUUCACCUGGAAAGCGUCGGCCUCGACGGCACGCUGUCCCCGGAACUGGCCCUGCUCUCCGAGUCUCUUGGUACGUACCGGCAUUAAAAUCGAACCGAUGCGAGGUGACGUGACGCGACGCUACGCUGUGCGGCACCGCAAUGCGCAGAAAUCGAAUACUCGCUGUGUUUUAGGGUGUUCCAUUUCCUCCCUGCCGGCUCACUCUUCYGUUUCUUUUGGCUCGUUGUCACAGAAUCCAUCUACCUCACCAAAAACAGCAUCCACGGGACCAUUCCUUCCGCCUGGGGCAAGCUGACCAACCUCAAACGCCUGCAGCUGUCGAAGAACAACAUCGAAGGAAGCCUCAACGGCCCCGAACUGAUCGGGAAUCUCGACCGGCUYGAAAUCAUCGGCCUCGGAAACAAUCGGCUGACCGGGACGCUCCCGGAAGAGCUCGGAUCCCUGCCCAGCCUCUUCUACCUCAACCUUCCCAGCAACGGCUUUACCGGAAGCAUCCCGUCCUUUGCCAACGCCUCGGGGGUCCUCGGCCACGUGUCUUUCAGAUCCAACGCCCUGACCGGAAGCGUUCCGGAGGAGCUGGCGCUCCUCGAAUCCCUCGACGCGCUCUUCCUGGAAGACAACGACCUGGAGGGGCUGGUUCCCGAAUCGGUCUGCGCCGGGGACGCCACCCACAACGGCAUGAACAUGGUGGUCGAUUGCGRCUCCGUGGGUUGUUCCUGUUGCAAGGGAUGCGCCGUCUUUUACGCCAACAACAACGUCUCCAUGGACAGCUUCCGGGAGGCAGAAAGACCCUCUGCACCCGCAUCCAACGCAACCACCGUCCGGGAAGACCCCAUCGAUCUUGCGUUGAACUCCACCGCAGCCCCCGUCGAUGYCGCCACGGUUGCGGACGGCGCAACGGCCGAAGAAGCGUCCGACGCAGCAUCCAAUGCAACAGUUGAUGCAAUGGUCGACGCAACAGUCGACGCAACAUCUGAUGCAGCAGCCGACGAUACAGUCGACGUAACAGUCGACGUAACAUCUGAGGCAGCAGCCGACGAAGCAUCCGAUGCAACAGCCGAUGCAACAGCCAACCCAGUAUCCGAUGUAACAGUCGACGAAACAUCUGAGGUAACAACCGACGCAGCAGCCGACGCAACAGCAGAAGAAUCGAUGGUAGCAGAGGUCCCAACCGACGAGGCCGACAAAGCCACUAAUUCCUCCGCUCCCGAAACCGGCAACUGCGAGUCCAUCGAGGUAGGAUUCCCCUGCUACAAUCCCGGAUGGUCCAUCGAUUUUGAGCUUUCCCACGGMGGCUGUGGCAUUCUACCCACCGAGGAAUACGACUUUGUGGCGGUGUACCUAUCUGGCCGUGAAGACACCGCCAUUGGCACCAAGAGCGAUCUCGGCGACGCCCUGUUCUGGGCCAGCUCGUGCGGUCUCCCGGCCUGCGACGGGGUCAUUGCCAACGGCCAGAUGUACUACCGCAACACCUAUCCCAGCACAACGGCACCCCUCGACGGCAAUCCCUGGUGGCCAAUCUCCGCCGGGAGCAUGAUGCGCCUGAGGUGGCUCCGUUCGGACGAAACCGCGACCGGUGGAAACACUACGGGCAUUGUCGUCGCAGAGAGCUUGCCCUUUGUCGUUGCCGAUGGCUGUCAGUAACCAAAAAAGCAGGUGCGGUGUCUUCCGCCCUAUCAGUUGUAUGAAUAGAAGGAAACAAGAAACGAACCGAACAGAACCAAAAUCAAUGUAACAAUUCACU